Molecule: messenger RNA, 1376 nt
Organism: Rubroshorea leprosula
Lineage: Eukaryota; Viridiplantae; Streptophyta; Magnoliopsida; Malvales; Dipterocarpaceae
Source: the annotation of a GenBank genome assembly
AUAUUGGCAAUUUAACUACACACUUAAAUAAAUCAAUUAGUCACUCAAAAGUGUUUUGUAAUCAUCAAAAUCAUAGGUACAACACUUAUGAACCUAUGCAAUAUUCUGAUGGGAGGUUUAUUGAAAUACAUGAAGAAAUUGAUGUUGGGGAGGGGUUUGGGGAAGAGGAUGAAGAAGGAGAAUGGGAAGAUUUUGAGACAUCAGUAGAAGAAAACAUAGAAACAUAUGUUGAGGAGAAUGAUAGUAGUAAUGAUUCUCACUGCACAAAGGUUGUUGAAUCCACCCAACCGUUGCAACAGCUAAAUCCAUUUGACCCCCAAAGACGAGUUCAGGAGGAGGUUCCUACUAAUGUGGUUCUGGAGACUUCAGCUUCAAAUGCUGAUAUACAGGUCGAGUCUCCCAGUGAUGAGGAUACACCUGUGGCUACCCCUCAGCAGAGGCAAGGAUGGGGGCAAGCUAAGCUCGUGCAGAUGCCUACAGAUGGGAUGAAGAUCCCAUUAGGGCUAGAUGAGUAUGGAGGUUUGCCACAACAGCAAACAUAUGAAUGGGAUCCUACGAUUCAUAAGACUGUAGAGGAUUUAUGGAACGUGACAGCAAGGAUCAAGUUCAAGCAUGCACUUAGUGAGUUGAAAGCUAAGUGUGCAAAGAGAAACUUUCAAGUUAAUCCUCUUUAUAUGAAUCCAAAGUUAUGGACGAGGCUUGUUUAUUUAUGGGCUGAGGACGAGGGUCAUUUGAGAAGGUCAAGUUCUACAAAGGGUAAUCGAGCAAAAGGACCGAGGGUGACACAUACCAACGGUUCAAUGGACGUUAAUGUUUAUAGAAAGAAAAUGGGUCGUCUAUCGACAUUUCUUGAGGUCUACACUAGUAGAAGGCAGCGCAAAAGAAAAGGAAAAGACCAAGUGCCUGUAUAUUGUAAUGAUGAGGCUCAAGAAAUUGCAGAAAAAUUGACAGCUGAAUAUGUUGCUAAGAAAGAGCAAGAAGGAUGGCUGAAAGGUUUGGAUAUUCACACACAUUCACAUGAUAUAGGUUUUACAACGAUUCUAUCCCGCGUUAUCGUUAAUAAUUUCAGGCAUAGAAUCGAUGAUUCCGGGGUUCCAAGAGAUUGUAGUGUCGAUGUUUACGCAAUUGGUUUUUGUAAGAACGGAUUUGGGGCACGGGAAGAUGGUGAUGUCCUUAAAUGAAAAGAAUAAAAAGGCAUUCUACCUUGCACUCUUAUGUUCCAGUAUUCUUCCAAGCAUUCAUAUUUUUCACUGAUUUCAUUCUGAUGCUAUUCUGGAAAUUUCAUAUGUCUUUUGAUGGGUCUAGCUUUUAACUCUUGUUAAUUGCUAAAAUCUGUUUCUUGAUUCCAGUUGUUUUAUUAAACAUGAUCUUACUUA